Molecule: messenger RNA, 4942 nt
Organism: Amyelois transitella
Lineage: Eukaryota; Metazoa; Arthropoda; Insecta; Lepidoptera; Pyralidae
Gene: Usp15-31
Product: ubiquitin carboxyl-terminal hydrolase 4
Exons: 13
Coding region: 128-3043 (971 amino acids)
Biological process (GO): protein deubiquitination
Molecular function (GO): cysteine-type deubiquitinase activity
Source: RefSeq, a predicted model, not a curated record
UAGAAAAACCACAACCAAAAUGGCGCUUUGACAUAUCAAUGUUUUUCUAAAAUUGGUAUUGGAACUUAAAUUCUUUGGAAUUAAGUAAUAAAUGUAGAAUAUCUAGUUACAAACAAGUUAAUUUAUCAUGUCUACCAAUAAUCUAUCUUCAGUUUUGAAAUCCUGUUCGGAGAGUGAGUUGAUAAAUGAAAUUUCCGAUACCAGCAUGACACCAAAGCAAGUAGAGGGAUCUCGAUUAAAACGUACUUUUACAUUACCUCGUAAUCCAUUUGGGACAAUUAAACCUUCAGUUAGCAAAAAUAAAACUAACGAAAGCGAUAAACUUUUUAAUUCCAACUCGGAUGCUAUUGAUUCUCAAAAGGAAGCUGUUACUAUUGAAAGGAAGUUAUUUAGAAGGCCAUCAUGGAGGAGAUUUUUGAACAAAAUAGCACAGCACAUGAGCACCGUAAAUGUUUCUAGCGUUAAAUCGGCACCUCCUGUUAUGAAUGGUGAGAGAGUACCGUGUAGUGGUGACCCACCAUGGCCUCCAGGAACAACUCCUGCUGCCACUGGAAUCAAGAAUCAUGGAAAUACAUGUUACAUGAAUGCUGUACUACAGUGCCUUUCACAUACUGAUGUUAUUGCUGAAUAUUUUGUAUUAGAUCAUUAUAAAUUGGACCUUCAAAAACGAAAUAAAAUAAAUUCAAAAAAAUAUGGGACCAGGGGAGAGAUUACAGAACAAUUGGCAGCUCUCUUGAAGGCACUUUGGGCAUGUCACUAUACAUCUGAUAUGAGCACUACAUUCAAGGGAGUUGUUGAACGGCAUGGAACUCAGUAUAGAGGAAACAAUCAGCAUGAUGCCCAGGAAUUCCUGUUUUGGUUGCUAGAUAAAGUCCAUGAAGAUUUAAAUACGGCCACAAAGAAGAAAUACAAAACUAUAAAGAAUACUUGUGGCAAGCCAGACGAGGUAGUUGCUGCAGAAACUCUAGCCAACCACGCUCGCAGGAACAGCUCAUUUGUCCAAGCUGUGUUCCAAGCUCAGUACAGGUCAGCAUUGACAUGUGCGAAGUGUGAGAGAACAUCUUGCACAUUCGAUCCAUUUCACUGUGUGAGUGUACAGUUGCCUUCAAGACUGGCAACUGCUCAGCCAUCACCUCUCCCUGUAAAUGUGGUGUAUGUGAACCAGCAGCCUCGGCAAGUACGUAUCGGCGUGGAACUGUCACAGAACGCGACCAUGGACGAUCUCAGGACGACGCUACACAAUGACACCGGCAUCGAACGCGAUCAUAUCAUACUGGCUGAGAUUAAUGAGAUGGGUUGGUGCGUGGCGCGCGCGGGCUGGGAGGCGGCGGGGCUGGACUGCGGCGCGCUGUACUGCGUGGAGGCGCCGCCGCUGCUGCAGGCUCCCACCACGCCCUACCUGCUCCUGUUGUGGGUCAACCUGCUCGAUGGAGAGAGGUUUGGUUCGCCAUAUGCGAUGCAAGUGCCUCGCGAGAUAUCGUACGAGGACCUUCAGAAGCUGAUGCUGAAGGAGAUGUGCCAAGUAGUCGCCGAGCGCGUGCUGGAGAACUCGCAGGGCAGCGACAUAUUCAGAGCGCGCAUCGCCGAGGCGCACCGGCCUAAAGAUUCAGCGUAUUUGCAACCAGAGUUGCCGCACCCGCUGUUCGCGCUGGCGGUGGAGCAGGCGCUGUGUGCGCACGACACGCACCCGCACCUCCGCCUGGAGCUGCUGUGGGACGCCGCGCAUAGAGACAGUAUCAUCCGGUCGUCGGAGGAGGCGUGCGAAGUGCACGUGUCUUGCGGCACGGUCGCGCCGCUCACCCUACACGCGUGUCUGCAACACUACACCAGAGCGGAACAUCUGGCGCAGGAAGACGCCUGGAGAUGUCCUCAAUGUCAGCGGUAUAUGCCGGUGGUCAAGACGCUCGGACUCUGGUCCUUGCCCGAUAUUCUGGUUAUUCAUUUGAAGAGAUUCCGACAGCAAGCUAAAGGCCGGACCAGUACAAAAUUAACAACUAUGGUUGAGUUCCCGUUAAAUGAUUUUGAUAUGACACCGCACCUUGUAAGGAGGAACACUACCAAUGCAGACUCGCCUGGCCAUUCCCGCUCUCCGCGACGACGGCAUUCUAAAACAUCCACCAGUCCACAGGAAAAUAUGUAUGAUCUUUAUGCUAUCUGUUACCACCACGGAGAUGACCUCGAAACGGGUCACUACACUGCCGCUUGCAAGAAUCCAUACGACGGUCAUUGGUACAAAUUCGAUGAUUCAAGAGUGACGCAAGUUGAUGAUGACAAUGCUUACAGCGAACUCGUCAACAACACCGCGUACAUGCUAUUCUAUAAACGCAAGAAACCUAUCGUAACCCACUCUUGUUCUGUCGAUGAUCAAAGUGUACAUUGGGCGUUACGUAUGCCUAAGUUCACUAAACAAACAACCGAAUCUUUGAAUGAUAUAACGGAGAUAAAGGAGGAGAAUGUGGAAGAUGGUAGAAACGAAAUUCUGAAUAAUGAACCAGAGUCAGAAACUGAUAUUACUGCUCCCACCCACAGCCCGUUGUCUAGAAGUGUUGAAAGCUUGCCAGAUGACUCUAUGACUGAAGCACCUUCUCCUGUGAAACAAACUGUUACUACUGUAGUUCACAAUACGGCUUCCAUUAUUAGGUCUCCCACACUCCAGCGCCCGUUAUUAGUGGAAGUGAAUGGGAAUAAAACGAACGAAGAUGCGAAUAAAAACGAAACGACUGUCACUAUCGAACCGUAUAUUCAUAAAGACGUACACGUCAAUCCUAAAAUGACGCCAGUGGACACUAGACGGCCGCGAUCAGUUGACUACCCAUCCAGGUCUACUACAUCUGCUAAUAGUGACUCGAACAGAAAUUAUGAGAGCUCUCCACUGGUAGCGAGCAUUAAUGGCGUUGAAUAUCAUCCCACCACUGAAGAUUUAAUGCUUUCCAUGUUUCAAGAAUCUAAAUAUAUCGUACCGAGACAUGGAAACCACAUUGCUGGCGAAUCUCAUCCAUCAAGUGAAAAAUCAGCUGCAUGGCAAACUCGAAUAUCCACAUGAGAUCAGCUAAUGUCGUCUGGUGGAUGUUCUCGAUCAUCACCCGUAAUUUCGAACUUAGAUCUGGUUUCGCUUAGUUGACGUUAAACUUAUGAUUAAUUUUAAGUGUAAUUGCUGUGAAUGUAAGUGGUUUAUUACUCAUGAAUUUUUGGGCGACGACAAUGCGAUUUUAUAUAAAAUAUUUUCAGCUGUAGAGCUCUUAAUGAGCAGAGGCUUUUUGUUUGCUUUAUUUAUUGUAUUUUAAUCAUUGUUUUUUAGUUCUUACGUAUAAUUUAAUCAAGGGCAGCAGUUAGUUUUUUUAUAUGGCAAUAAAUGUAAUUGAUGAAAUCAUUGAUAAUUUUGUAUUGAAAGAUUGGAUUGUGUAUAUGCAUAUACCAAAGGUUGGUUGAAAAAUAUACUCAAUUAAGAGGAAGGCGUCUGUAUGGUAAAAUAUGGCAAAAUAUGUAAUAUAACUCGAAAUCAUGUUAUACCUAAUAUUAAAAUAAAAGGACCAAGACUAGCCCGCUUACUGCAGACGGUCUUCCUCCCCAGACUAAUAAAAAAAAUUAAGAAGAAAUAGUAGUGCUGUGUAAUGAAAUUGAUGUGUUAGGUUUAUAUUCUAUAUGGUAGAUAUAUCACCACAAAUAAACUGUACUGUAGUUAGUGGGCAGAAUUAUCGAAUUAUCUAACAAAUUCCACAUUUGUGCCUUGGCUCUAGGGAUGUUGUGAUUAUAAAAUAAAAUAAACAGAAUACAUUUACUGACUUACAUUCGGAAUAACUAGAUAUGUAUAAUUCGUAUAGCAGCGUAUUUAUUGGAUUAUGUAUACAAAAAUUAAUAUUUUUUUUUGUGAUAUAAAGCAAAACGUUGGUUUGUCUUAUUGUUUGAUAAAUACGUGCGUAUUAUAAUGCAAUUUUAUUAUGGCAGUUGCUUGUGAUUUGUAUUAAAAUUUUCUUUUAUACAAAGUUUUGUAUAUAAUGGUCUUUCUUAUGUUUUUACUGGAAUAAUAUGCAGUAACUGAUCGGAUAUAGCACUUUAUUUAGAUUUGUAUACAGCACGAUAUGUGAUUAUUUUUUAUUUAUUGUAGAUUUUAUAUAUUGGCGUUCGUUUUAAAAAGACAUUUUUAAGUGUAUAAUUGGUUUUCCAUAGGGAAUGGCCUAAAUUCGUACCUGUGAUUUGCUACAUCAUGUCUGUAGCUAUCAUAUUUGAUAUACGAAGUAUAUAAUAGGGUACGUCGGCGACCUACACUUUAAGGUGGGAUGCCCGCCGUUAAUUGUGACUUUAACAUCAAAUAAGAGCCGUCGAUAGUAUUUAGACCAACUUACCUCUUUUGAUGAAGUCCGCUGAGAUUUUUUUAUAUAUAAGAUAGGUAUAGAUAGAGAUUUGUUUUUCUCUCUUGACAUACAAAGAUUAAUAUUACACCUUUAUUCCGUACCGGGACACAUACCUAAUAGUUACAACAAAAGACUUUCAGUUGGAUAGCUCAGUGAUGGAAUUGAGAUUUUAUUUAUUGAAAUUUAGCCUUUGUUUACAAGAAUUUUAAUUAACAAAUAAUCUUGAGUAGUAAAAGGGCUUCAUGUAUGUUUUAUAAAAUCCAUCGAAACAUAUUAAUAUUGUACGCAGCGUUGCUCAAUUUGAUGUUAAAGUUAACUUGAUAUAUUCAAAUAUCUUUAACACAAAGGAAUACUUAUGAUCUUUAGGGAUAGAUGGUUUGCUCUCAUAUUGUGAACUGUUCGUGACUACCAAUACCAGUUUGUAAUUUAAGCAUGGAAGUAGGCGGAGUGCAGUUUCACUUAUUUUAAAUUUAAUCGAUGAGGCGGCCAAUGCUCAUAAGAACAGUGUUACAUCAGUCUGAUACGCGAUAUCAUUCAGAAAAAAAAAAACAAUUUCUGUUCGUAUUUUGCCAAUAUACUUUAGAGGAAUU